Molecule: messenger RNA, 1456 nt
Organism: Armigeres subalbatus
Lineage: Eukaryota; Metazoa; Arthropoda; Insecta; Diptera; Culicidae
Exons: 3
Coding region: 24-626 (200 amino acids)
Source: RefSeq, a predicted model, not a curated record
GGAAUAAUGCGUUUCCCAAAUUAAUGCAAUACUUGGAUCGGCCGUACAAGGAUGAAAUUUCAAAAAGCAUUCUGGAUUGUUUGAAGAAUGCUGAUACUGAUAUAAACUCCAAGCACUGUUCGAUACUGUUGUUGCUUAACAACGUUUUGAAGCCUACAAAGGUAACCCGAAUAUUCAAGCCAUCGGUUCUAGUUGCCCAAGAAGACGUGAUUCUAUUCGCAGCUACAGAUGACGACGCAUCUGCCACGUUGGACAAGUUUAUGGAAGAGUACACCAAGCAUGGAUUUCAACCGGUUCCGAAAUUAAUAGCGAUUGGCGAAAACGUGACCUCUCUGGACGGAGAGUUUCAAGUGCGCUACAAGAAUUUUACGUACCGGUUCAACACUUUGAUCAGAGCUAUCGAUGUUUUACUUAAAUGCAGUGCAGUCUUCGGAUUGGAACACUCCCGUAUAUCGAGCUCGAUUGAACCGAAUUCUUCACGAACCAUAUCAUCACCAGCUCUGCCUAAUAAUCUGGAGCAUAUAAAUCGUGCUGCCGUUGCUUUCACAUUAGAACUACAUAACGAAACUAAUAUCCAUAGAAGUGAUGUAACGACCAUCCAAAAAAACAAGCCAAUUAAACACUGAUAUUGUCCUAAAGUUAGAAGAUGUUUUAGACAAAGUUUUGACCGGUGAUGAAAACGCGCAAACUAAAUUCGAACUACGCAAGUAUUUAGAUCGUCUCAAACAACCUUUUGAUUUCAUCGAUACAGAUUACAAAUUCCUGAAAUACAUCGAAAAUCUAGGAAUUUUUCGGUUUCCUAAAACUAUUGCUAUUGAAAACCAAAAAGAUUUUUGUAAACCUACUCAAUGUAAAAAUGAUGAAAUUGUCAAAGGUCACAUUGUAUUAAUGGAUAUAGAACAUCAGCUGAAGGCGUAUUUUGAUUGCGAUGGAAUAUUACAAAAGGUUGUAACUAAUACUAUUUCCCUCGAGAAACAGUCGUCAAUAAGCAAUAUUGUCAAUGCUAACAUUUGGAAAACCGUCAAACAAAGAUAUCCUGGCGAAAUAUUGAUUCCUAUUUCCUUAUACUCCGACGAAUUCGAAGUCAACGACUGUUUAAGUUCACAUAAUAAAAAACACGUAAUUUGUGGGAUUUAUUAUUCGAUACCUACCAUUCCUGACGAAUACCGAUCAAAGUUAUGCAACAUUUUCGUGGCUGCUAUGAUUAAAAAAGUAGAGAUAAAUGAUGUUGGAUCCAGUAAGCUGUAUAACGAAGUCAUUCAAAUAUUUAAAUCUCUUGAAGAAAAGGAACUGAGUUUGAAGUGGCAGGUGAAACAAUUAGAGUGAGGUUUGUCUUAUCAAUAGUACAGGGCGACAAUCUUGGUGUUCACCAGAUGCAUCAAUUCAUGACUUUCAGCGCAAAUUUCUAUUGCAGAUUUUGCUCACGAUCACGUGAUCAAUGCCAAAGUGAUACAGA